This is a messenger RNA of Scomber scombrus (Atlantic mackerel), 1316 nucleotides long. RefSeq names its product major histocompatibility complex class I-related gene protein-like. Gene Ontology annotation, biological process: immune response. Gene Ontology annotation, cellular component: external side of plasma membrane. The transcript is spliced from 8 exons. Lineage: Eukaryota; Metazoa; Chordata; Actinopteri; Scombriformes; Scombridae. Bases 40 to 1125 code for a protein of 361 amino acids. The record is from RefSeq and is a predicted model, not a curated record.
CAUCAUUUGACAAUAAAGUUGUAGAUUCUGCAGUUCAGAAUGACGAUCUUGGUUGUUCUGGUCCUCCUGGGUCUACACAGCGCAGCAGCAGUGAUUCACUCUCUGAAGAAUUUGGUCACUGGGUCCUCUCAAGCCCCAAACUUCCCAGAGUUUGUGGCUGUUGGGAUGGUUGAUGAUGUUCAGGUUGAUCACUAUGACAGCAACACCAGAAGAAGAGAACCCAAACAGGACUGGGUGAACAGACUCAUAGAAGAUGAUCCAAAUUUCUGGGAGAGUCCAGAAGAGAUCCUUAGGGUUCAUCAGCAGCUCUACAACGACAGCAUUGGACCUUUGAUGCAUAGCUUCGACCAAACUGGAGGUGUCCAUAUUCUCCAGGUGAUGAUUGGAUGUGAAUGGGACGAUGAGACUGGAGAUGUAAAUGGAUCCACUUGGAUUGGUUAUGAUGGAGAAGACUUCAUAUCAUUUGACCUGAAGACAGAGAAAUGGAUCGCUCGAAAACAACAAGCUGAAAUCAUCAAACAGAAGUGGGACACUAACAGAGCUUUGAAUGCAUGGUUAACGCACUACAUCAUCCAGAGGUGUCCUUACUACCUGAAGAAGUUUGUGAACUAUGGGAGGAGCUCUCUGAUGAGAACAGACCUUCCCUCAGUGUCUCUCCUCCAGAAGACUCCCUCCUCUCCAGUCAGCUGCUUCGCUACAGGUUUCUACCCUGACAGAGCCAAGAUGUUCUGGAGGAAAGAUGGAGAGGAGCUUCAUGAGAACGUGGAACUUGGAGAGAUCCUCCCCAACCAUGAUGGAUCCUUCCAGAUGAAUGUUGACCUGGACCUUUCAUCAGUCAGACCUGAAGACUGGAGGAAGUACGAAUGUGUGUUUUGGCUCUCUGGUGUGAAUGACGACAUCAUCACCAAACUGGACAAAGCUGCGAUCAAAUCUAAUGAAGGUCCUUCAGGUUUCCCUCUUGGUGCUGUCAUCGGAGGUGUUGUUGUACUGCUGCUCCUGGUAGUCGGUAUCGUUGGAUUCUUCCUCUGGAAGAAGAACAAUAAUUGGUUUCAACCUGCUAACACUACAGAUGUUUCAUCAUCAUCAUUGUCAUCAUCAGUUGAAGUUCAAAAUACUGGAUUAUGACCCGUAAAGAGAAGAGAUAACUGGAGUGAUAUGAUCCACCUUCUUGGUCUUGGUGAGGACUCGAUCAGCUGCAGCUGUUACAGAAGUUGAGUUUACUGAAGAAAUGCAUGGACAAGUGUUUCCAAAUCCUGUUGAGACAUUGAUAUAUUCUUGAAAGAGAAAACAGAAACAGACGACUGAACAAAACUUGU